Messenger RNA from Podarcis muralis (Common wall lizard), 1142 nucleotides. The record is from RefSeq and is a predicted model, not a curated record. NCBI's taxonomy places the organism in Eukaryota, Metazoa, Chordata, Lepidosauria, Squamata, Lacertidae.
GUUACAGAAGGAGUGCUGGGAGCCAGGACGUUUGGUUCUGUCCCCAGAUCUGGAUGGGAGAGCAGCUCAGUUGCUAGAUCAUAAGGGGGUUGUGAUCAGGACAGAUCAAAGCUGCAAGAACAGUUACUUUGGUUCCAGGACUUUGUGAUCAAUGCCCACCUCCCACCACUCCCCAGCAAACUGAGAACGGGAAUAGAUAGUCAGAACAAAGAGGAAGAUGUGUCAGGGUUCAAGGUCUCCCUCCAUGGCUGGGACAGAGAGGUGAGAAAACUUCAGCACCUAGGACAGAGUCACAGGCGUGAUAUCUGUAUAGGAAUUAAUGCGUGAGGAAAAAGUCCACAAAGAUAUCAGCCAGGGCAGUUUUCCUGAAGAGGCAUUUGUGAUUGCCUGGAGAAGUAGCAGCCAAUCUUCCUUAGCCUACACGAAACAACAUAUAUAUAUGUAUAUUGCACAAGUUGCAAACCACCGUGGGAAUAAUUCAUUUUGAACGCCCCACUGCCCUCCUCUCCAGACCUACCACAAUGUGCCCUUCUGCGCCUGUUAUCGUCAUGGCUUUUACCAUCCUCCUGUGUCAAGGAACCUGUGCUCAGGAGUUCCCUAUUCACACUCAACAGCAUCAUCAUGACCAGUACUGGUACCAAACCACAGGAGAUCAAGUCCCAGUGAUCAGUGGCGGCACCUGCAAGGUGAUUGCUAUCCGCCGCUGCUGUAACCGCAACCACAUCGAGGAGAGGUCCCAAACCAUCCAGUGCUCCUGUCUCCCAGGGAAAGUGGCUGGGACAACCCGUGGCAAACCUUCUUGCGUGGAUACUUCCAUUGUAACUGGAAAGUGGUGGUGUGACAUGGAGCCCUGCCAGAUUGAAGAGGAGUGCAAAGCGCUGCCUGACAAUUCCGGCUGGAUGUGCUCACUAGGAAACCGUGUCAAAACCACCAAGAUCCACCCCAGGUAUUGAGAUCUGCAACGCCGAAGGAUCCACCUCCCAAGUGAAUACGACAGAUACUUGGCGAUGGCCAAAGGACCUUGCUACAGUAGGAAAUACAAUUCCUUACACAGCCACAGGACCAAAUAUCACAAAGGAAGCUACACUGCUCAAUUAGCUGCGAUGGGGAGGAUCAAGUGGCCAGGGAGAGCAGGUGCUGGU